Molecule: messenger RNA, 3497 nt
Organism: Seriola dumerili (greater amberjack)
Lineage: Eukaryota; Metazoa; Chordata; Actinopteri; Carangiformes; Carangidae
Gene: rnf216
Product: ring finger protein 216
Exons: 17
Coding region: 156-3497 (1113 amino acids)
Molecular function (GO): zinc ion binding
Source: RefSeq, a predicted model, not a curated record
UUCUUGUUUUGGCAGUUUGUUUCGAUAUACACGGAUUGUCAGUCCACCAAGAAGGCGUUUUGGACUGGUUAAUCAACAAGAAGCUGCGAUGGUACUGAUUGAGCAGUGACUGAGUGUGUGGGCAGGUAUAGGGAGCUGGCAAGUGUAGUUUCACAAUGGCAGAUGGAGGCAGUGACGACGAUGUAAUUCACCUGGCAAGUUUCAACGUCCACCGCAGCCAAGGGUCCCGUGCCCGUCAGAGGGAGCUCAUCACCAUCUCUGAUGACUCGGACGAGGAGCCGGUGACUCUGGUGCCUGGCAGUCCUGUUUUAGUCCCAGAUGAUGCAGAUGAUGACGACAUCAGCAUUCUGGAGCCACUGACUCCUGCACGCAGACACGUGAUUCGGCCAGCAGCAAAAUGGAGUGGGGCCUCGCACAACCUAAUCCAAGUUGUAAGUCACAGUAGUGCAACGUCUGGGUUUCCCACAGGCGACCCCAGUUCUGCCCCCUCUACCUCCAGAGAUGCCAACGCUAACUCGUCCACAAUAAGGCCAGCCAUACGAACACAGACACCAGUGCAGUCUAGCACUUUUGGACACACACAGCCACAACCUGGCUCUUCUUCAUACACACUGUCUCAGCCAAAAGUUAACACAAUACCACAGCAACAGGACGGCACAUCAGCACAUACAAACGUGGAGCUCCAUGCAGUUUCCUCUGUCCAAACCCCGUCUACCUCCACUAAUGCCAAGGCUAACACCAUCUCAUCCAGAGCACCUAUACGAGUAUGUAUUCAGCCUCAGCCCAGCACAUCUGGACUCGCGCAGCCACAAGCUGGCUCUUCAGCACAAACACCGGUGGAGGCCCAGGCGAGUACCUCUGCCAGUGCCACACAUAAUUCUUGUGCAGCUUCAGUUACUGCAUCCAGUUCUUCUACAAAGACUCAAGAGCAGGCGAGUACAAGUACUCAUUCACAAGACAAUCCUCAGGCUAGUACUUCAUCUGCACAGUCACAGUCUCACACACGGACGCAGCCUCAGCCCGGUACAUCAACACAGACUGCAACCGUACAGCCCCACCUCGUCCAGGUGAACGAGGUGAAGCUAGUUGUUCUUCCACAACAGCCCAGCAUCCACGCCUCUGCGCUAAUCACCCAGCCCCAGCUGCAGCUCAGGACGCAGAACCUGCUGCAGCCUGUGCCGCUCAAUCGAAUGCAAGGCAACCUCAUUCAGAUUGAGCCUCAACCCCUGGCCCAGGCCCCGGCCCAGAAUCCAGUCCAGGCAGCACAAGCCCCUCAGGUGAUACCGGUGAUCCCCCCUGCAGUGCUAAUAGCUGCAGCCCCAGAGAGACUAGGACCCCCAGAGGCAGGUCACCGGAUCAUCCUGGGGAGCCAGGCGCCUGGGGACGCUGUUCCCAAUCCUCCACCACAAGCUGGUGCCAGUGUGGGUCCACCAGCCCGCGGCCUCAACAUCAGGGUGCCCAAUGUGAACUCUAACCCUGCUGUUCCCCCAGCGCCCGCAGCCCCUGUCCCUCCAAAUGGAGGAGAGGUUCGUCUCAUUAUGGCCCCAAACCCAGAACGGGUCAAUCCAGCCCCUGGUCUGGUUGCGGUCCCUCCGGCACCUGAGGACAUUCCACGAAUAGAGGAUGCGAGGCCCGGACCGUCUGCACCGCGAGAGAGAGCAGAGCAGCAUCCCCACAUCAGACCCCUCAUCACUGUCGUUCUGGAUCUAUUCCCAGAUGUCCAGGAAACCUAUGUAGCAGAACUGAUCCAAAAGAAUAAUGUGAAAGACUUGAAUGUUAUCUGUAACCUGCUGUUGGAAAACCCAGAGUAUCCAAGGAGAGAGGCUGCAGCAGCUGCAGCAGCUCCCACCAGCAUCCUACUGGAGUCCGGAGACACCCAGACAGAGGUGACCGAGGACCUGUUCGACUACACCAAGCUGGGCACGGUGGGACCAGAGGCUGUGAUGCAGGCUGCCGACUUGCUCAUGGCAGAUUUCAGGAUGCUCAGCUGUCAGGACAUCAAAUGGGCCCUCAAUGCUCUGAAGGGACACUAUGCAAUCACACGCAAGGCCUUAUGUGAAGCUCUGAAGAAGUGGCAAGAUUCAGGCGACCCCUCAGGAAAGAGACGACGGAGCAGAGCCUCCUCUGAGCGCUGCUACGUUGAUUUCCAUUUUGAGCAUGGUUCAACGAAGCUGGACAAGAGGAUGUAUUUCCUGGAGAAUGACCGUCGCUACUGCAGGACGUACAGCAACCUGGAAGCUUCUGUGCAGAAGGAGCUGUCGUUCUAUCAGCAGAAAGCAAAGGAAUGGGCAGAGCAUGAGGACUUCCUCCUGGCUCUGCAGGUCAAUGAGGAUGAAUAUAAGAAGGACGGUCAGCUGAUCGAGUGCGGCUGCUGCUACGGGGAGUUUGCGUUUGAGAAGAUGACGCAGUGUUCGGACGGUCACCUGUUCUGUAAAGAGUGCCUGGUCAAAUACGCUCAGGAGGCAGUGUUUGGCUCCGGGAAGUCGGAGCUGAGCUGCAUGGAGGGGGGCUGCCCGUGCUCCUACCCGGUGUGUGAGCUGGAGAAGGUCCUACCAGAAAACAUACUGUGUAAAUAUUACGAGAGGCAGGCGGAGGAGGCGGUCGCUGCCACCUGUGCCGAUGAGCUCGUGCGGUGUCCGUUUUGCAACUUCCCGGCCUUGUUGGACAAAGACAUGUCUCUGUUUAGCUGUCCCAACCCGCGAUGCCGCAAGGAGAGCUGUAGAAAGUGCCAUGUCCAGUGGAAGCAGCAUGUAGGGAAGACGUGUGAGCAGGUUCUCGAGAGGGAUGAGAUCCGCAUGAGGGUGCUCUUUGAGGAGCGUAUGACGGCGGCCCGGGUGAGGAAGUGUGUGAAGUGCGGGACGGGCCUGGUCAAGUCGGAGGGCUGCAACCGGAUGUCGUGCCGCUGCGGCAGCUUCAUGUGCUACCUCUGCCGAGAGCCCAUCACCGGCUACAACCACUUCUGCCAGCACGCCCGCUCUCCCGGCGCGCCCUGCCGCCACUGCCGCAAGUGUUCCCUCUGGACCGACCCCACGCAAGACGACGAGCGAAUCAUCCAGGAGAUCCAGAAAGAAGGAGAGGCGGAGCUGAACAAGAAAUGUGCAGAUAAUUCAGGGAAGAGGGUCGGUCCUCCUCCGGAGCCCAUUACCGACGUGAAGCGGCCGCGUGUGGGUCCGCCCCCUGAAAACCCACCCAACCCCAACCCGGCGGCCCCACCCCACCCCCAGGCGGUACAAGCUCCCCUGUUCGUCCCCCCGCGUGCCCGUUACCCUCCGGCUCCGCCCCAGGGCAGGAUGUACCACCAGGUGAUCGUGCCCCGGCUGCCCCCAGCGCCCUACGUGCCCCCCCUGCAGCACCUGCCCCCACUGAACAAUAACAACAACAACAACCACCACCAUCACCACCACAACCCUCCCGUCAACCCUCACCACCACAACAUGGACGUGAUGGACCUGCCCAUGCACUACGGCCCGCCGCACCGCUACUACAGACGCUUCUAA